This is a messenger RNA of Carcharodon carcharias (great white shark), 1349 nucleotides long. It is a transcript of the gene lsm11, whose product is annotated as LSM11, U7 small nuclear RNA associated. Lineage: Eukaryota; Metazoa; Chordata; Chondrichthyes; Lamniformes; Lamnidae. Gene Ontology annotation, biological process: mRNA 3'-end processing by stem-loop binding and cleavage. Gene Ontology annotation, molecular function: U7 snRNA binding. The transcript is spliced from 4 exons. Gene Ontology annotation, cellular component: U7 snRNP. Bases 65 to 1132 code for a protein of 355 amino acids. The record is from RefSeq and is a predicted model, not a curated record.
AUUGGCGGGGAGACACUUCGGGACAGCCUGGAGGAUUUGAUUCAAUGUGGAGAGGGAUCCCACAAUGCUCAGCGCGUGCAACUCCAGGAUGGCGGCUGGUGAAAGUGCCCUAUCCCGGCAGCGGAUCGAGAUGGCGGAGGGCGGGCAGCGGGAGGAAGCCGGAGCCCGCGAGGAGGAGGAGGAUAGCGGGCUGCUGGAUGUCAGUUCGCCGCGCUUUGACCCGUACCUGGCCCUGUACAGUCGCCGCCAGCCUCCGUUGCCUUUCCCCAAUGUCCGCACCUUCAACAACAUGGCCGAGUACCAGAGCUUCCUGAGCGGCCGGCGGGACCGGGAGGCCGCCGAGCGGACAGCCACCAACCGCAAGGGCCGAGGCCGCCGUGCCGCCUCCGCUCGGCCUCCCCCAGACCCCGACAGGAUCGAGCGCCUCAAGAAGUUGAUGGUGGCUGAACCGAGCGGCGAAGAGAGGCCAAGGCCCCGCAGGAGGGACCGGGCCCCGAAAAAUGUACUGACCAGGAUGGCGCUUCAUGAAGGCAGCCCUUUGGGUGAAUUGUAUCGCUGCGUUCAGGACAGGAUAAAGAUCAAUGUCCACAUUCGGACUUUCAAAGGACUGCGGGGCAUCUGCUCAGGAUUCUUAGUGACAUUUGACAAGUUCUGGAACAUGGUAAUGAAUGCUGCACUUGUUGAUGUGGAUGAAACCUUCAGGAAACCCAUCCUUGGAAAAGCGUUUUACAAUGAACCGACAUUAACCGUUAGCAGGCUUUUUGACCGGCUUAAGCUCCAAGAAGGAUCCGCAGAUGAGGAAUCAGGUGCCACAACUACGAAACAAAAACGCUGUUUAUCCAAGAGAUUUGAGGGCGCUAAAGGUGGACUGGAUGACAGCUGUGUGUUUAAAGCAGAACCCAUGGAGUUAACCCCUGAGACCUUAAAGUUGUCUGCACGGAGUGAAGCGGUAGACCCUGAUCAAUCAAAGAGAAAUGCUCAGCAAAUGAGUUUGGGGCUCAGGACCCUGACAGGGGAGAAACAGAAAAAGAAAGCCCGACCCAGGGUGGAUUAUCAGCAGGUUUCUCAAAGACAUGUGAAACAACUCUUCAUACGGGGAGAGAAUAUCUUACUGAUCAGCUUAAUGCAGUGAUGAAGACAGAGUGAGUGAUGGACCAUCUGCCGACCACUCCCAGUACCUCAGCCCAUUGGGCCUUUGUGGAGUAUUUAACCAACAAAGUAUAGGGCAGGCCAGAGGCAGUAAACAUAUCAUUUGCUUUGCACAAACCUUCAACUGCUUGGAAAUCUGCUUGUUUAGAGAGAAUAAAGUGAAAUCUCUGAAUUGAUGGUGUGUUUGAACAGAAUUUCUA